UUUAUCUGGUAGUUACCAAAGAAAAAUUUUUUUAGCUUAGCUAAGCACUAUUGGCAUCCAUCCAAUAUAAAAAUUUUAAAAUUUUUAUUUUAUAUUCUUUCAUGCAAAGGUAUUUACCAGGGAUAUUAUUCACUCAGAGUAAUUCUGGAAUAGCUCGGCAAACCCGACAAUUAAAAAAGCAAUCAAAUCUCACAAACAUUUUUCAUCUCGUUUCUCUCGACUGACUUGAUCAAGGGGAGAAUAAAUUAUUUUCCAUUUUAUCUCAAAAACAAGCACACAAAUUUGUCGAAUUGAAAUGUUUAAUAUUCAAAAUUGACGGGAGAAUCGCGUAUAGAUGAAAAUGUUGACGGAAAAUUUCCCUACCUUUCCCCCACUUACAACCAUCAAAAACGGAAUUCCUAAAUUGGCUUCACCAAUUGGUGCCACCUCCUAUUCUAUCGCCAAUUCUACGAUUACUACCAACGAUCGACCAAAGAUGAAAAUUAGACGCAUGGGAACUUACUGCAAAUAUAAGAAAAUGCGAGAAAAGUUAUUCGUACUUUGGGAACAUUGCGAAUCUCCUUAUGAACUCUCCCGUCUGGAAUACUUCGACAUACCUUCCCUUAAACGGCGCAAAUGGAUUUCAAGCCACUCUACCACUUUGCUUAAAAAAUUGCACAUUUCUCCUUCCGAACCCAAGAAUCAGGAUCUCGUCACCGCUAACCAUAAUAAUCGCAUAUCGGAACUGAGCAACACCAACGUCUCCGCCGAAGUUCUUUACGCGUCCCUUGUAACGAGACACAAACUCAAACCUAAUAGGUCCAUCAAUCUCAAGGAUUGCUUCAAUGUUGGGCCAGAUAUUACUAAUACGCUUAAAAUCGAGGAUAAAAUCAACAAUUCAAGUGUUAAAAAGGUACUCAGCGAUAAAAGCGGGUGGAUGAACGGAUCAGGUUUGAUGAUUAAUGCUUUUCACAGGCCUUCAUGUGAUGAAACAACACUCAAUUUGAGCAUCGAAUCUGCGAACACAACUACCCUACCCGUUACUAUUUCCUCGACGGAACAUAAUUCCACGUCAGCAAAAAUUUCACCCCCUGUCAUCAAAUCAGAUAUGCCAGCCCAUGUUAUCGAUAUAUCAUCUCAUUCUACCCUCCUAACCACCUUUAUUUCCAGUCAAACAAAAUAUCCCAACCAAUUAAAGGAACAUUUACUUCCCGCAAAAAUGGGAUCACCUUGUAUAUCAACCAUCGUUAAGGAUCCCAUCAUUAAACCCGACGAUAAAAUGAGCAUAACCUAUUCCUCUUUCGUGGAUAGCUUUAACUCCGCGGUUAACUUCUCUAAUACAUUAUCAGACUCCAGUUUAUGCGAAAUUUCAACUAUCAAAACUGGCUCACCUUCUGUUAACUCAACUCGUAACCUAUCUUUUACUCCAAAUAUUAAUAUGACCCAACAUGCACAAAAUUUGUCACCUCAAUUGGGUAGCGCAUCUUCUCUUCUUCCAUACUGCAUAAGCAUCUACGGUCAGGAUCCUUACGAUUGCCUAACCUUUCAACUGGGGUGUCAGAAAGAAAUGGAUGAUUGGCUGCAAGAUUUCUAUAUUCUUCAUCAGCUGGCCCGUCAAAAAUCCCUCGCUUUUCCGCUUAGACCAGCUUACGAGUCGGUGUGGCGCGUUAGCCUCAAAGCGAGGGGCAUAGUCAAUUUCCGGCUAUCAGGCGAUUAUUUUUUGGGCCUGAGUAGCGGUGAGGAGCUGUUCUCCCUUUUCAAGUACAAUCAAUAUUACGAUACCGACGACGAAGAAAACGACUCUAUAAAGGAGUUCAAGGAAAGGUAUUAUAGCGGUGAUUUAGACAAGGACCCCUCUAACAAGCUCAACGUUAACGCGUUUCAAAGGCGACGAGAUGUUCAGAUAGCAUAUAUAGAGCUUUGUAGUAUAAAGAGAUGCGGAUAUUCUAACUCGUAUUUUUACGUGGAACUAGGAAGAACGUCAUCUUUAGGCACGGGGGAAUUAUGGAUGAGAACGGAAAAUGAAUCCCAAGCUCUUUCUAUUCACACGCUACUUUUACAACGCAUGUCAUUUAAGAAAAGUUAUGAGACGCCAGUAAAUCGGCCUUCCAUAAAACCCGUCAGCAAUGGGGACUUAUCAUCUGGAAGUGGAACGCUUACUUAUCUUCCUAUCAUUACGCCUUCCAUGAAGGCAGAACUCCGUGCAAAUGUCAUGAGCCAUAAUAUUAAUCCCUUAUCUCCCAUAUUAUUGGAAGAGCAAGAAAAAAUUAAAAAUGGCUCUAGUUACGAGCAUUUAGACACUUCAAUGAUUCACCCCAAUUCGCCAAUCCCGUUUUCCAAUCAUUCGAAUAGCAAUAGCGACAGAUCUAGACUCGGAUCGAAUGCCUCCGUCUUUAGUGAUGCUGUCCGCGAACGCUCCAACCUUGAAGGUCAUCUCCCUGUACAAGACUUAACUCAUCGCCUUGAAUUGCUAAAAACUUAUUGCAGUCAUGGGCUUGGAAGAAAGGAAUAUCAAAAAGCCUUGUUUUCGUCUCAGGACAGUGGCUACAUGGACAUGUUAUGCCAACAAAAUAAUACCACAAUAUCGCCCACUAGUGACUUACCCAAUCCUACAUCUCAAUACACAGAGAUGUCUCACACUCUUCAUACAAAUAACGCCAUGAUAUCCACAAACAAUUUAAACGACUCAAAUCCGCUUUCUCAAAACCUCCACGACAUCUCACCAUUUGGCAAUUGGAAAACGUCACUGGACGAGUUGACCCGAAAAAUUGAAAAAGUUCCGGGGACUUAUUUUGACAACUUCGAUUCAUCCUCUCCUCGCGCCGCUUCUUUUUCCGUUAAUCAUCCGCUUGAUAAAACGCCGUCACCUCUGAAUGAAGCAUCGUCAUCACACCUCGAUGUGGCUAAAACUCGUCAAGAAUUUGGUAUAUCCUUUGAAAAAAUACGCGACUUAAAAAGGAAAAUAGGUGAUAGGACUACCCUCAAUGACCUGACGUCUGUCAAAAAUCGAAAUACAAUAUCCAGAAUUUCCGGGAACCUUUUUCCGGCACAAUCGGCUCCUUCUCCUCCUCCACUUCCAGCUUUUUUCUUUUCCACUUCCGUUUCUUCGUCCCUUACCUCAGAUAAUAAUUCUUCUCAGGGGGAGCAAGUCAAUCACUCAUCCCGAGAUGCCAAUCACGUCGGUGAUCUUAAAAUUUUUACUGAUGUAUUGGACGAUAGAGUGCGGGCCUAUUCAGUCGGUAGCAAGCCACACCCACCUUUCAACUUUUUGAAGAGAAAUAAGAAAAAUAAAAAGAAAAUUAAAGACGGCACCUUGUUUAAACAGUACGAUUCAUCUUCCCCCAUAACCUCCUCUUCGACCACUCACAGAUGCCCAAUCAUAGAGAGCUUAGUCAUGCAUAAUCUCGAUUCUCCUAAAACUCCCAUUAAUAAAGGCAUGGUGGCCACUUCUUUUUCCUGAAGAAAUUUUUAAAUAGCCUACGUUUAACUUCGAAAUGACAUUUUUUUCUCAACAUAUAUGUUUAUUUUUUAACAUUUUUAAAAGAAAAAUAUAUUUCGAACUUUUUACGUUUAAUUUUUUUAAAAAAAAUAUCGAAAAUUCUGACAAAGAUCUCUACAAAAUCUCAGAUCAUAAAAAAAAAUACAAAAAGAAACAAGGAAUUUUUUUUUAUUACAAACUUAUUGAUUACCAAUCAUAGAGAUAAUAAUAUAUAAAAUUUUACAGA
Gordionus sp. m RMFG-2023 is the source of this 3704-nucleotide messenger RNA. RefSeq lists its product as uncharacterized. Gene Ontology annotation, molecular function: phosphatidylinositol 3-kinase binding; insulin receptor binding. Gene Ontology annotation, biological process: insulin receptor signaling pathway. The transcript is spliced from 12 exons. The record is from RefSeq and is a predicted model, not a curated record. Lineage: Eukaryota; Metazoa; Nematomorpha; Gordioida; Chordodea; Parachordodidae. Gene Ontology annotation, cellular component: plasma membrane; cytosol. Bases 335 to 3439 code for a protein of 1034 amino acids.